Sinocyclocheilus grahami is the source of this 1420-nucleotide messenger RNA. Its product is annotated as carboxypeptidase A6-like. The record is from RefSeq and is a predicted model, not a curated record. Gene Ontology annotation, molecular function: zinc ion binding; metallocarboxypeptidase activity. Gene Ontology annotation, biological process: proteolysis. The transcript is spliced from 10 exons. Bases 182 to 1294 code for a protein of 370 amino acids. Lineage: Eukaryota; Metazoa; Chordata; Actinopteri; Cypriniformes; Cyprinidae.
AGCACCAGAAUUCCCACAUGAAUGAUUUCACACCUCUACCUCAAGAAAUCGUCCCGGGAGCGGACACCCAGAACAGAAAAGUCUCACAGUUCCUUCCACUGGGAUGAUUUCCAUUCAGCAUCCAUAUGCACAGCGCAGCCUCUGAUUAACUGCUCCGUUUUUAUUUAUAUACCAAUUUAAUAUGGCAUUCCCAGACUUGUCCAGUAGUGUUUUACUCGGAUGUGUUAUUAUUUUUAGCACCGUGCUCUAUCCUGUCGACUCUUACUUCUACAACAACCGCUACUUCGGUGAUCAAGUGUUGAGAAUAAUCCCCAGCAGCAACACAGAGGUUCAAGCAGUCAAACAGCUUUUCCAAAACCUAACGGUGGACCUUUGGAAGCCCAACAGUGCAUAUAUGAUUCAAGAGAACAGCCAAGUAGACGUUCAUGUGGGACGGAACAAGACGCAAUGGCUAAGAAGACGUCUUCGCCAAGCGCACAUCCACUAUGAGGUGCUCAUUUCCAAUCUCCAAACCGAAAUUGAGAAACAGAUCGGACACCAAACCUCCAGGAAGCGCAGAUCAGAAUUCCAGUAUGACUAUGAAGUGUACCAUCCUUUGGAAGAUAUCCAGAGUUGGAUGUUUGAGAUGAACCGGACACACCCACACCUGGUGGAGCUGUUUUCUAUUGGUCAGUCCUAUGAAGGACGGCCCCUCUAUGUGCUCCAGUUAGGAAAGAGAACACGUCCCUUUAAGAAGGCAGUGUGGAUAGACUGUGGAGUGCAUGCAAGAGAAUGGAUUGGUCCAGCUUUCUGCCAAUGGUUUGUGAAAGAGAUCCAGAGUUGGAUGUUUGAGAUGAACCGGACACACCCACACCUGGUGGAGCUGUUUUCUAUUGGUCAGUCCUAUGAAGGACGGCCCCUCUAUGUGCUCCAGUUAGGAAAGAGAACACGUCCCUUUAAGAAGGCAGUGUGGAUAGACUGUGGAGUGCAUGCAAGAGAAUGGAUUGGUCCAGCUUUCUGCCAAUGGUUUGUGAAAGAGGAAUCAGCAGCUCAGAAUGCAGUGAGCGCUCUAUACUCAGCUUAUGGAGUGAGAUACAGAUACGGCCCUGCCUCCACCACACUUUAUAUGAGUUCUGGUAGCUCAAUAGACUGGGCCUACAAGAACGGGAUACCAUACGCCUUUGCCUUUGAGUUGCGUGAUACGGGCUACUUCGGCUUCCUGCUGCCAGAAGCCCUGAUUAACCCAACUUGCACAGAGACCAUGAGAGCAGUAAAGACCAUCGCUUCAGGCCUGCUGAAGAAAUGUACCAAAUGAAACCUUCUCUAUCUUCUUUUGUCUGGUCUUGUCUUCCCUCUAUCAAUUUCACACCCAUAAGCCAUAGCAAUGUCUACUAGCUAUGUACAAAUGUGCCUGCGUUUUAUAUAUAUUUUUAUGUUAGUA